AUUAUUAUUUUUGGACAGAAGAAGCAAUUGUUCUCAGCAUAACAAUGUAUAUACACCCUACUUGUCUCUUCAGGUCACCAAUAUCGAAUAUUGCCCCUAUUUAUAUCUCCACAUCAUAGACUAACACUCUCUUGUCACCACCAAACAGAUAAAACACUGCCACUUUCUAUAUGGGGAAAGAGAGAAUCAAAGAACAAUGAUCUUUGUGUUCUAACCCACAAAAGACAUAACAUUGCUCUUCUCAGUUUUCAUCUCCGCUCUAAUGUUGGAGGACAUCUUCAAACGAUUCCCUAAGAAUGUUCUUCAUGCUUCACAGACACACAGAAUUUCUUUGGAGAAAUCUGCACGCUUCUUGUUCUUUCCAAAGGUUCAAGAAGAUGACGAACAAUGGAACUCUCGAGCCAGAGGCAUGAAAGAAACUCGUACAUUUUCCCGAUCAUCACCCUCCAAGCGUUUUGUAUAUUAUACAAGAAUUGAACUCUUAUCAUUAACAAGUUGUAUAUUCAGAUUCUUAAUUCCAAAAUCACCCAGAAACUUAUAUGCGCAUAUCAUUUAAGUAAUAAGAUCCUCUGAAACAU
Molecule: messenger RNA, 578 nt
Organism: Arabidopsis lyrata subsp. lyrata
Lineage: Eukaryota; Viridiplantae; Streptophyta; Magnoliopsida; Brassicales; Brassicaceae
Source: RefSeq, a predicted model, not a curated record